AUUUCCCUUAGGCAAGCCAAAUCUCCUAAAAAAGUGGGUGCAAGUUAUGAGACGAAACGACUUCCAUCCAACAAAGACUACCUAUCUAUGUGGGAAACACUUCACAGAGGAAGAUUUUGAGGUUGGGGGACUCAUCAGAAGGCUAAAGCCAGAUGCCAUCCCUAGAAUUUUUUAUUUUCCAAAUCAUUUGCUCUUAAGAUGGCAUGGCCAUAAGAAAGGGCAUCAACUGGCUGAGAUAAUCUCUCAGGCUGUAUCAAAGCUGCUGGAAGUUGGGAUGUCUCCAAAGGCACUUGUCUGUGAUGGCCUGAGGGCCAAUCUCACUAUGAUGACAGAACUGGGUGCUAGACUCAGUCCCCCAGAGAAGCCAUAUAUUGAGGUACAUGGAGUGAGAUUAUUUCCCUUGGGCAAGCCAAAUCUCCUAAAAAAGUGGGUGCAAGUUAUGAGACGAAAAGACUUCCAUCCAACAAAGACUAUCUAUCUAUGUGGGAAACACUUCACAGAGGAAGAUUUUGAGGUUGGGGGACUCAUCAGAAGGCUAAAGCCAGAUGCCAUCCCUAGCAUUUUUGAUUUUCCAAAUCAUUUGCUUAAGGUAAUCAAGGAACGGCAAGCCCCAAAAAAGAGGAAGAGGUCUCUCAGUCCUGUGAUGGAUGGAAAGUUAGUGGCAACAGAGCAUAAUUAUUCCAAUUCCCUUGAAGUGAGCCCAAGAAAGAUGAGGAGGGAGAUGGAGAAACUGAAAGCAAAGUUUGAGAGACAAUUGACAACUCUGAGACAGAAAACGGCACGGAAAAGUGGCAGAAUCAUGCAGCUGAGUAAGGUAAUUCAGGAGUUGGAAGAAAAAAAUAUUCUCAGUGAUCAAGGCAUGGCAUCAAUUGAAAGGUUCAAACCUCUGGCCCAAACUAUCUUCCUGAAUGAGAAAAGAAACUGUGAAACUACAAGGCAAGGGCAUCAACUGGCUGAGAUAAUCUCUCAGGCUGUAUCAAAGCUGCUGGAAGUUGGGAUGUCUCCAAAGGCACUUGUCUGUGAUGGCCUGAGGGCCAAUCUCACUAUGAUGACAGAACUGGGUGCUAGACUCAGUCCCCCAGAGAAGCCAUAUAUUGAGGUACAUGGAGUGAGAUUACUCUUUGAUGUCUUGAAUUGCUCAAAUCCGUAUGGGAGGGGCUACAAGUCUCCUCUUAGACCAGAGACAGAGUAUGUCUGGCAGCUGUUCCUUAAUGAAAUGGAAGGGAAGCUGAGAAACCUCCUGAUGCCAGAUGGAUCAGCAGUUGCUGCUCAGCCCCGAGUUGGAGCUCUGGGAUUAAUAGUGGACAUCAAAUCUGUAUCAGAAGGCCUCAACUGUCUCCUCCUUGAGACCAAGGCCAAUGACAUGUCGGCCAGCCUUGAGAAGAAAGUGAUACUUAGUGAAAGGGCCCCUCAGGUACAGGGCCGAAACCUUUCAGGUCAGGCCGUGGAUGCUGCAAUACAUCUGGUGCCACCAGUACGGAAGAUAAGUUGU
Molecule: messenger RNA, 1492 nt
Organism: Darwinula stevensoni
Lineage: Eukaryota; Metazoa; Arthropoda; Ostracoda; Podocopida; Darwinulidae
Source: the annotation of a GenBank genome assembly